Molecule: messenger RNA, 6035 nt
Organism: Procambarus clarkii (red swamp crayfish)
Lineage: Eukaryota; Metazoa; Arthropoda; Malacostraca; Decapoda; Cambaridae
Source: RefSeq, a predicted model, not a curated record
CUCUGGGGACAAAACAGCCUUAAACAACGAAAACAACAUGUAUCUAUAUUUUUGUCACGUUAGUUGCUGGAAAGCUAUUAUUUAUUUAACUCAUUCUCUCCAAUUUACUCCCAGACAGAGGUUUAGCAAGAUUCGAAAGUUUAGUUGAACACGUCCAUGAACUCUCUCGUUCCCAUAUUAUUGUUUCUUAUAAUUGUCUUGCUCUCUUACUGUCGUCUGUCAAUUCCACUUGGUAUUUGAAUGACACGAGACAGAACGUUUGCGCUUCUGCGUCCGCGCUCACAAUGGCAAUUGUGCGCAAUUCACUGUAUAUUUCCAUAUACGUGAUUGAGUGUGCGCGCACGUAGUCACUAAUGCCAAUUUAAGGGAAGCGUACAAAGAAAGGGAUAAAAGAUAUACAGAUGUAGAACACAGUAAAAGUGAACAGCUGACGGAUGUGAGCUACAGGAAGAGAAGACGUCCUGUGUGCGGCAAGCAGUACAGAGUAACAUCAGUGUUUGUCCCCAACUUAGUUUAUCCUGCGGUUCUCUGACGACCAGCUAUAACAAAGUUUAUGUUAACUCUUUUGGAUGGAGGAGAAACUCUUGAAGGUGUGUGUGGUCCUAUGGAAGUGCUGGACGCUGGUCAUAGUCCUGGGAAACCAUAUUCCAUCCUCGGCGUCUUUUCCAAAACUCUCAUCACCCAUCAACUCCACAACACCUCUGUACUCCACUUGGCUGCAGCAGUCUUCGCUAACUACCAGCCCAGGACUGCAUCAGUCCCCACUAACUACCAGCUCAGGACCAGCCCGCUCCCCCAGCCAACACCCACCACUGGUCUCCACCAGAGAUGUGCCACUAACAGGAAACACACCGAUGGGUGAGACACAGUCCUCGGGGCAGAAUACCUUACAACCAACUGUGUCACAUUUAUAUCCCGACAUGACCCUUCUGCCGAGGAAAAAGAGUAACUGUUUUAGUGAAGCUGUUCAUGUCAGUAAUAAUUUAAAGGCAGUUAUGAAGACCGACCGACAAAGUGGUACUCUUUACUUUUAUCCCGAGGAUGACUUUGAGUUUGUACGUAUUAUACUGACAGUAACUCAUGGUGAACAAGACGGAGUGUUUAACAAAGAAGACCUUUGUGUCAAGGACGGACCUCGCUGGUACACCCUUGAGUUUAAUGCUGGUUAUUAUGACAGGAGGUUUAAAGUUGAUACAUGGGGAAUUAAUGUCAAAGUAGAUAAAUGUGAAAACAAAUCGCCAUUUGAUUACUUGUACGGGGCGAACUGGUUUCAUCACAUGAAGGUAGUGGCUAAGGGGUCGUCUUACUGGAGCACCAAAGCCCCAGGUCCAGACUGCCUCAACUCGCUCCCCGACCAUACCACCGCUGGCACCGCUGAGGAAGAGCCUGAGACGUCUGUGUCAACACUCCCCUCAGCUGCUGACGACACCCAUGCAAAUGGUCAUCAUACGAGACUCCUUGUAAUCGUUCUGACAAGUGUGCUCAGUGUGGCUUUCCUUGUGGUCGUCGUUUUCCUUCACAAACGGAGAGGCGGCAAGAGCAGUUCGGCCCAGACACCAGCGUCUCCCGCUGCAGAAUCUCCCGAGAGCCCGAUCUAUGAAAACGUCAUUAGGUUCUCGGACCAUUCUUCAGCGUCACAUACUGGUCCUGAAGGAUCCCUGGAGAACCCGGUAUACGAAAACAUUAAUUUGGUGGAGCUACGGGGCGGUGCAGGGACGCCCCACGACAGUGUCGACGCCGACUGCCAGCACACCGCUGCCCCUGGCGAGAGGGGCUCAGCCCAUGUUAGUGAGAACAGUGUCUACGGCGCCGUGUGCCAGCCCACCGCUGCCCCUGGCGAGAGGGGCUCAGCCCAUGUUAGUGAGAACAGUGUCUACGGCGCCGUGUGCCAGCCCACCGCUGCCCCUGGCGAGAGAGGCUCAGCCCAUGUUAGUGAGAACAGUGUCUACGGCGCAGUCUUCUAGCCCGUUUUCUUUUAAUAACACUGAUGUUUCUAUUAAUUAUUACACACUGUUACCCAGCAUUUUGUCAUUUUAAGGUUACUUUUAUUACAUUUAUUUAUUGAAAGAGCAUGUUUUAAAUGGGAAUCAGCUGAGGCAGGAAUGAUCACUGGUAAAGUGAUAUCCUUGAGAAUGUUUCAGCCAGUGUGAGGUUGCUGACGACAGCAUCCCGUGUUGUGGAUCCCGUCUUCUGGUUGCUCACAAAGUUAGGCCAAGUAGUUUAGGCUCUCCAUUUAAGCUCAUUACAUUUUCCCAAGACCUAGCCAAUGACAUCUCUAGUACUAAAGUCUCUGCUAAACUAUUGUGACCUAAAUGAAAUUAUAUUUAGUUUUUCUCAAAGUACUGCUGCACGAGAGUUUCGGUGUUGUUUGACUGGCUGUUUUUGAGGAUAGAGAUGAUGCAGUACUUUGGACCUCAGUAUAUGUUAAGUUCUCAAAGCAUCCGCAUUUUGUAAGAGGCCACCGGUGACUUCUUUGACCUUGUACAACCGGAAGCGAGCUAGUACAUGACCGGAUGUUAUCUCCGACAAGCUGAGACACAGUUUAUGUCUGUCAUGAGAGUUGCCAGUGUGUGGAAUGUGGGCAGAAUUACUAGAGAUGGAGUCUGACCUGGACCAGACUGCAGGGAGUCGACAAGUAAAUCAUGGGUACAAGUACUGGGUCGCUAACUUGCGAGAGCAAAGUUGAUUUUUGGGGAAUAGGAUUUGUGUAAGGACAUCGGUGGGAGCCUAGUUAGUGCUUAAGAGUAAUUAAGACACGCGUUUUGGCAUGUCUUCCCCUUACUGACUUCAUUAGGUCCAUGGAACGUAAAUAGGGGGAGGCAAGAGGACCGACUGACCAUCUACCCCAUGUCCUCGUGCAACCACAAAUUACCCAGAACGUUUCGUAGGGUUUGAUGCAGAACCCACACCUGCAGAGCACUGCCGUGUGGUGGACGCCAAAUUUGUGUGCCAUUCAAGUGCUGAAAACAUCCAUACAAAUCUAUCACCGACAUCAACAGUUCCUUGAAGGGGGAAUGAGGGAUAACUCGAGCCCCAUUUCAACGGGGGGCAUGGGAACAGGUCCGAUCAUCUCUCCCUGCAACCAUUCCACUACUCUCACCAGUCAUUCUGCAGAGUUUGUUGAGGCUUAGCCCCCAAGCAUCUAAAAGCCUUAAUUUUUUCACUGAGAAUAUAUCUUGUCAAGUUUAUAACGCCUCUUGUGUCUUGUUUCCGUUGUACAUAACGACCUCCGAGGGCUGGAGGUACCUUGUGUUUAUUCAUUUAUUUGUAAAUAUUUUCUUGCGCUGCAUUGUUGAUUGGAGCGUCAUGUUCCCUUAUGUGUAUUGGUUUUGUACACUUGUACAUGUGAUGAUAAUAGGGAGAGGUAUGUUUCAGUACUUGUGUAUUACUCUGUUUUAGGUCUAUGUUUUGUUGCAUAUAUUUCUUUCCUUUCCAUGAACUGUUCAGUCAGAUGUUGUUUAUAAAUUGUUAAACUAUUGCAUAUGUUUCUGUAUGUAAGGUUAAGUUGCUAAUGUGUACUUUUCUUGUAUUGUAUAUAUUGUGUUUUUAAAAAUUAAUGAAAAAAAUCUGUACGAGAUUAAAUACGUCACAUGGUUGUAAUAAGAGUCCUUACUUUAUCUAUGGACAUACAGUGGAGUUCAGAACAAUGAAGGUUUCCUUGCGUUGUUUCCGGGGGGUCAAACUCCCCGCGGCCCGGUCUCUAACCAGGGCUCCUGUACCACAUCUUGGAGCGGUAAUGUUUAUAUACGAGAUAAUGGAACAUUUAGUAACGCAAAUAAAAUUAACACUGUGGAACAAUCUGAAAAAGAAUACAAGCUUGGAGAGUCAAAACUAAUAGUUUGAAGUAGCAUUGCAUUGCGAUAAAUUUGAACCCGGUUCAGCGCAUUUACGAAAACUCCGUGCAUCUUGAAAGUCUACUCGAAGGGUAACUCCCAUUGCCAAUUGUCUUGCACUAUCACGAGGCUCGGUAUAGAAAUACUACCAAACAGGGUGUCACAAGGAGUAAGCACGUGCUGCGAUUCUGCCUGGAAGGAGGGGACGAAUACCUCCCCCCCCCCCCGCUGAACUUUCACCGCACAGAAGGCAGGUCCCCACCUGGAGAGAAAACGAGUUUUAGCCGAGGAGAGAGUGAGUCUAUAUCUGACAAUACUCAUUACCUAAGAAGGCCCUCCAGAUUUCCAUGUUUAUAUUCAGGGAUAUAUAUUGGAAGUAGGGUUGGCCCACCAGAGUAAUGCGUCUUAGCCAGCGAUAAAGCUGUGAAUCUACACCGUGAACACGUCUUGAGGAAGCGCUGUUGUUGCCGGGAGGAAGUGUGUGCUAGUUGCCUGGGUACUGUGCCCUAUUUGGACGAGGCUGUGAUAAGUGUGUGGCCCCAGACAGGGUUACCACUAGAAGAUGCUCGUCUGGUCCGACCCUGCCUUUGCAAGUUAGCAACAGGUGCUACAGGUGAUAGCAGUAACAGCAGCAGCAGCAACAACAGUGAAUCCAGCAUCAGUGCAAGCUCCACCUGCCUUUGUCUCUGCAUCAGCCACCCCACCUCAACACGCCUCAGACAGCAGCAGCAGCCGACCUUGCAACAGUGCAAGCAAAACCACCGGGCCCAGCACCUGCUACCUCACCUCAACAUAACCGUCCCCCAGUUGCAUCUCCAACUACUUCUCCAAGUGUGCGGCUCAAAGUUUGACAGACCAACCAGGAAACACAACCUCAGGUCUCAUCUAUCGCAGACAACACCUCUCAACCCAGACCCACCUGCUACCAUAGCCACUCACAGCAGUACAUCCCAACCUACGACUGCCGAGGAGACGGAAUUACAUACAUGGGCUUUGCAGACAGUGAAGAAGACACGCCCCAGGGACCAGAACACCCAAUACAAACUUUUACAACAACAGAGACGACCAACUAAGAGCCAUGGGGAAGCUAGGACAGGGUCAUAGAAGCCUCAACGAUCCACAAGAGCCUUGACUCUACCUGGCUUUAUCCACAUCUGGUCGUCCCUGAAUUUUACAAGAUUUAUCCACUCCAGCGUAGUCCUGAAACCAAAAGAAAUGAAGAGACAUUGCAGGUUAUGCAGAAGACUCUGAAACGCAGCACAAGAAUAAGACUAACACUGCAAUGCACACUAAAAUAAGAGAGCAGCAUUUAACAAGGCAAGGAAACCCUCCCUCCACUCAAGAAAACAGCACACUAACAACUUCAAGACCAAUACUCAGUGCCAACUGUUAUGAAUCCAUAAUACUUGAUUCUAACCUUUAUCAUGAUAAACAUGUAAGUUCAUUAUUCUUUCCUCAGUUAUUUGAAAUUAAUCAUUAUGUCCAUUUGUUUUCCAGUAUGUAUGUUUGAGUUAAAUGUAGCAUGCUGUAGUGUGCCUGUACGAGAUAUUUUAGUUAUUACUAUUGCAGGUUUAGUCAUGUUAGGGGAGAGAGUGGCGUCUCAUGGGGGGGAUGACCAUAUAUGGAUGUUCCAAUGAUGCGUGCAGUGUACCCAACAGAGCCUCACUGAUUCACGCCUGUAAAUAUUUCAGUUUACUGUAUGUACAUUUCUUUUAAUUACACAUUAUUAGUGUUAAAUGUAUAUUAGUGUAUUUACAAAUAUGUUAAUAAGUAUUACUCUCAGACAGCAGAGUAUCUAAAGAUUUCAUGCGGUCCUCAGUUGGUAAUGUGUAGACGCCACGCCGUGCAUGCUCUAGCCACGUUAGUCGCGUGGGGGGUGAUGGUGGUUGUUUAAGAUUCGCUACCUGGAACAAAAAGCUCCAAGCAGCACAGGCUAUGGUGAGCUGACUGGAGAGGAUCUGUAGAUAUGAGAAGUCUUUGGAGUCUGGUUUUGCUCAAUUAACAUAGCUAACUCUCUGGUUAGACCAUUAUUUGCAUACUCAUCUAUUCAUUUAAGUUUUAAGAUAGUGAUCAGUGCUUAUAUAUAAUUAUAUUGUGUUAUUUCAUUCUGAUGCAAUAAUAUUUCUGGCUACCUGUAUUUCAUUUAUUUGUUUGUAUGUUCCUUUGUUACCCUUACUUAAAGUAUAUUGCUUUAUUGAUUAA